AUGGCUCAAGUGGACGAUAUGAAACACCCUGCUGUACCCCCACUGCUGAGAGAAUGGAACAAACUGGAGUUGAGGAACCAGGUUCUAUACUGGAUCACGUCUCCUCCAGCCAGGCCUCGGUGUUCCCAGUUGGUUUUGCCUGAGAAGCAUCAGAGGAUUGUGUUGAAAUCACUUCAUGAUGGUUUAGGUUGUUUGGGGUUCUACUGGCCCCGAAUGACGCCUGAGGUCGAAGAGAACUCUAACUUGGUGGCAAUUGUAACUCUAUCACGAGGGCGGUGUGGACUCUCCAAAGGUGUCACUUGGUAUCUUCUGGCAAUGGCCGUGGCAGAUCUAUUGGUUGUCAUAUUUAACGUCAUUCCCAAAGUGAUAUAUUACUAUUAUAAACCUCCCCUUUGCAACAUCAUACAUACCAUGAGUUACGUAUCUCUGGCUAGUUCCGUCUGGCUCACGGUUGCCUUCACCUUGGACCGAAUGGUGGCCAUUUGCUUCCAGAGGCUGAAGCCCAGAUACUGCACUGAGAAAGGUGCAGCUAUCAUUAUUGCAGUGGUGAAUGUGCUGAGUUUGUUCACCAACAUCCCGUGGUAUUUCACGUACAGGUCUUAUAUCUGCUGGGUAUCGCUUGAUUUCAUAAAUUCCCUCAUGUGGCAAGCCUUUGACUGGGGGCACCGUAUUUUAACCCCAGUUGUCCCCUUCGUGCUGAUCCUGCUGCUCAAUGUGGUCACUAUUAAGCACAUUAUGAUGGCCAGUGCAGCCCGCAGGAGACUGAGGGGUCAGCGGAAUGGGGAGGAGAAGGACGACCAAGAGAUGAAGAAUCGAAGAAGAUCCAUCAUUUUACUCUUCACUUUAUCGGCCAGCUUUAUCCUGUUAUGGAUGACACAUGUGGUCAUUCUUGCAGUUGAGUCGAUUACUAUGCAGUAUUUCGUAAUGACAUCUUCAUAUGUCGUGGCUCAAAUGAUGGGAGUAAUGCUUCAGUCAUUCAGCUCCUGUACCAACAUGUUUAUCUAUGCCAUCACCCAGAAGAAGUUCCGAGAGGAGAUGAAAAAUGUUGUGAAAUAUCCCUUUAGGGCCAUCCUGAGUUUCUGUAGAAAUUAG
Molecule: messenger RNA, 1092 nt
Organism: Hypanus sabinus (Atlantic stingray)
Lineage: Eukaryota; Metazoa; Chordata; Chondrichthyes; Myliobatiformes; Dasyatidae
Product: probable G-protein coupled receptor 139
Exons: 2
Coding region: 1-1092 (363 amino acids)
Biological process (GO): G protein-coupled receptor signaling pathway
Cellular component (GO): membrane
Molecular function (GO): G protein-coupled receptor activity
Source: RefSeq, a predicted model, not a curated record